Molecule: messenger RNA, 327 nt
Organism: Striga asiatica
Lineage: Eukaryota; Viridiplantae; Streptophyta; Magnoliopsida; Lamiales; Orobanchaceae
Source: the annotation of a GenBank genome assembly
AUGAAGUUGUUUAUAAGAAAUUAUGAAAAGAUUUCCGCGCCUCAGGAUUUUUCUUCUAUGUUUGAUAAUCAGCUACAAUGGAUGGCCAUAGUGAAUGUAGACAAGCCAGAAGAAAUUUGUUUUCCAUGUCUACUUAAAGAGGAAUGGAAGGAGGUGAUCUACUGGACCAAUUCAAGGAUAAUUGCAGAAGCACUUAACAAUUUGAGAACCCUUGCAGGUCUUGAAAAUUCUCAGGUGAUCCUUGGCCAAUCGACGUCCUUGGUUGUAGAUGCUUGUUUUGGAGCUACUUUUUUCGCUUCUCUGAUAGCUACAUUGAAAAGAGCCUAG